Molecule: messenger RNA, 2051 nt
Organism: Bufo bufo (common toad)
Lineage: Eukaryota; Metazoa; Chordata; Amphibia; Anura; Bufonidae
Gene: TMEM145
Product: transmembrane protein 145
Exons: 15
Coding region: 102-1745 (547 amino acids)
Biological process (GO): response to pheromone; G protein-coupled receptor signaling pathway
Source: RefSeq, a predicted model, not a curated record
UCCGGUGUCUCCAUCAGCGGAAGAUUCCGCAUCCAGUCCAGGUGACCGUGCGGCGUGUCCCGGCCUCCUCCGCCCGUCUCUCCCGACCCUCCGGCCCGGUAAUGGGGCCCCCAGCGGGCCCCGGGCUGCUCCUGCUCCUCCUCGGAUCCCUGCGGUUCUGUGCCAGCAAAUAUGUGCGGGGGAACCUGAGCACCAAGGAGGACUGGAUCUUCCUCACACGAUUCUGUUUCCUGUCAGAUUUUGGACGUCUUGAAUUUAGGUUUAAAUAUCCGGAGGCUAAAUGCUGCCAGAACAUCCUGCUGUAUUUUGAUGACCCCUCUCAGUGGCCGGCGGUGUACAAGAAGGGCAAUAAGGACUGCCUGAUGAAGGAGUCUGUUAUCCGACCUGAGAACAACCAAGUCAUUAACCUGACCACACAGUACGUCUGGUCCGGCUGUCAGGUGAUAAAGGAAGCCGGACAGAGCUACCUGAGCUGCAACAGUGGGAGGAGCUUCCGCUCGGUGCGUGAACGAUGGUGGUACAUAGCGCUGAGCAAGUGCGGGGGGGACGGUCUGCAGCUGGAGUACGAAAUGACGCUUACAAACGGCAAGUCGUUCUGGACCAGGCACUUCUCGGCGGAUGAAUUUGGUAUCUUGGAGACUGACAUCACCUUCCUUCUGAUCUUCGUCCUCAUCCUCCUUCUGUCCUGUUAUUUUGGCUAUAUUCUGCGAGGACGGCAGCUCCUGCACACCACAUACAAGAUGUUCAUGGCCGCAGCUGGAGUAGAAGUGCUCAGCCUGGUCUUCUUCUGUAUAUACUGGGGACAUUAUGCUCAGGAUGGAGUGGGGAGCCCCAGUAUUAAAGUCCUAGCCAAGCUGCUGUUCUCCGCCAGUUUCCUGAUCUUUUUGCUGAUGCUGAUUCUGCUGGGGAAAGGAUUCACGGUGACAAGAGGACGCAUUAGUCACCUGGGCUCCAUCAAGUUGUCGGUCUACAUGACGCUCUACACGGUGACCCACACGGUGCUCUUCAUACACGAGGCGCAGUUUUUUGACCCCGCUCAGGUCCUGUACACCUACGAGUCUCCGGCAGGUUACGGGAACAUCGCCCUCCAGUUCCUCGCCUACAUUUGGUUCUGUUACGCCGUCUUAGUGACACUGAAGCAUUUCCCUGAGAAACAGGCGUUUUACGUCCCCUUCUUUGCAGCUUAUACCCUCUGGUUCUUCGCGGUGCCCGUCAUGGCUCUGAUCGCUAAUUUUGGAAUCCCUAAAUGGGCUCGUGAAAAGAUUGUGAAUGGGAUCCAGCUGGGGAUACACCUAUAUGCACAUGCGGUUUUCCUGAUAAUCACAAGGCCGUCUGCAGCAAACAAGAACUUCCCGUACCACGUGCGCACCUCCCAGAUUGGGAUCAUGGAGCAGAGCACGGAGAAGUUCCCCCAUCACGUGUACGGAAACGUCACGUUUAUCAGCGACUCUGUCCCAAAUGUCACGGAGCUGUUCUCUAUUCCGAGCAGUAAUGGCAGCUCCGGGGCGAUCAGUAAACCGCUUCCGUAUCCAGUGACCUUGGGCCAGUGCUAUUCCCAGCUGACAUCGGACCCACAUCACAUUAUCAGCCCUACGUCAAUGAAUGGAGCUCCUGGAAACCAGAAAGUACCAGUCGGAGAGACACAACUUGGGGGACUCCAACAGCUUCACGCCCCCCAGAUUCAUCAUCAGAAUGGAUUCCCUGAAUAUUUCAGUAUACGCUCAGCAGGCCCUCAGCCGAUAUAGACAGAAGGAGAAAACUGCAGUCCUUGUUGAGUCGUAAUGGGCCCUGGGGAACCUCCUGAGCCCGCACCUACAGUCUGAUAGGACUGACGUCCUGAGCCAGAAACCAUAGCGUGAAUGUGUGUGAGCGCACGCACUACAUGUUACUUUAUCUGAGCGUGUAGAAAUGUGUUUAUAGCGGCAUAUCCACGUGUAUAUAUUUUCAUACUUCUUUAUGUAUGUUGGUUUGUGCAUGUACAUAGAUAUACAGGAUAACAAAUAGUUAUGUGCCUACGUAUGUUGGUAUGUGCCUCUGCCUUGGCCGUCGUC